GGGUACAGGAUACCUCACCGGCUCGCCGCACAGCCAGCUUCCUAGCUCGCGCGGCCGCAUCGCGAAGUCGCAGCUGGCCCGCCGAAACGAGACGAGUCCUCGGCCGCCGUCCUAUCCUGCCGCCGAGCUGCCCGCGCCCACUUGGCCCCUCGGAUCCUCACCGGCGGCUGGAGACCACUCCUCGGCCCUGGACGUACCCAAUUUCUGAUUUCUCCGCUGCCUCAUGUCUCUGACCGCCUUCGCCGCCACCGCUGCCUUCUACUCCCCCGCGCAGCUGGUACCGAAAUGGCCGUGUAGGCUACCUAAGCCGGCCAGGGUCCGCCGCCGUCUGGUGGUGCGGGCAGACGUCAAGGUCAUAUCUACGGGUGAGGCCUGCCGCCGCGGGCUUGCCGCCGGCAUCGACAAGCUUGCCGACGCCGUUGCGGUCACUCUCGGUCCCAAAGGGAGGAAUGUUGUUAUCGACCAAGAUGAUGUCCCUAAAGUAAUUAAUGAUGGUGUCACAAUUGCCAAGGCCAUAGAACUUCCAAAUGCACUUGAGCAUGCGGGUGCCAUGCUACUUCAAGAGAUAGCAUCCAAGACAAAUAGUUCUGUUGGCGAUGGAACAACAACAGCAAUUGUUUUGGCCCGAGAAAUCAUCAAUCUUGGGUUGUUGGCAGUUGCCACUGGUGCUAACCCAGUUGCCUUGGGAAAGGGUAUUGACAAAGCUGUUCAUGAACUGAUUAAGAUCUUGAAGACUAAAUGUAUCCCAGUGAGUACAAAGGAGGACAUAAAAGCUGUUGCUACAAUAUCAUCUGGCAAUGAUGAAUAUGUUGGCAAUCUCAUUGCUGAUGCAUUGGAGAAGAUAGGUCCUGAUGGGAUAAUCAAAAUCGAGUCAUCGUCAUCCAUAUAUACUACAGUCGAGGUGCAGGAAGGGAUGAAGAUAGAUAAGGGUUAUGUUUCUCCACAUUUCAUCACAAAUCAAGACAAAGCAAUCGUUGAAUUUGAAAAUGCUAGAGUCCUUUUAACCGAUCAGCGGGUGAAUGAAGUCCAGGAGAUACUUCCUUUGCUGGAGAAGACCACACAGUUGAGUGUCCCUUUGUUAAUUAUUGCUGAGGAUGUGUCACAUACAGUGUAUUCAACCCUGGUUCUUAACAAACUGAAUGGAUUGCUAAAUGUUGCGGUUGUUAAAUGCCCUGGUUUGGGAGAUGAAAAGAAGGCUAUUCUCCAAGAUAUUGCUAUCAUGACAGGUGCAGAUUUCUUUGCUAGUGACCUUGGCUGGGGUCUUCAAGGCAUUACAUCUGAUCAGCUAGGUAUGGCUCAGAAGAUCACGAUAACGAGUGAAUCUACAACUAUCAUUGCGCAUCCUUCUAUGAGACCAGAGAUUGAGGCCAGAAUCAUGCAAUUGAAGAAAGAUGUGGAGGAGACAACAAGUUCCUAUCUAAAAGAGAGGUUCUCUGCAAGAAUUGCUAAACUCUCAAGAGGUGUUGGAGUUAUCAAGGUCGGGGCGCCCACUGAAGCUGAACUCGAGGAUAGGAAACUGAGAGUGGAGGAUGCAAAGAAUGCAACUUUUGCAGCCAUUAGUGAGGGCAUAACUCCUGGCGGUGGUGUGACAUAUGUUCAUUUAUCAAAGCAUAUUCCCAGUAUCAUGGAUCUUGUGGAUGACCCGGAAGAGAAGAUCGGUGUAAAUAUAGUUGGGAAGGCACUUCUUGUCCCUGCUAUGACAAUAGCUCGCAAUGCUGGGGCAGAUGGUUCAGCUAUUGUAGAGAAACUUCUUGCCAGUGAGUGGCGAGUUGGGUACAACGCAAUGAGUGGCAAGUUUGAAGACCUUGUUGACGCUGGUGUGGUAGACCCAUGCAGGGUUGCAAGAUGUGUGCUUCAGAACUCUGCCUCUAUUGCAGGACUAAUUCUUAUGACCCAAGCUAUGAUGUUUGACAAAAUAAAGAAGAAAAAGUCGCCCAUUCCCGAAAUUCCUGGCAUUCCACCAUUACAGAUAAGUCAAAAGGCUAAGGUUUGAGCUAUUCUUAUGCCGCCAUUGAAGAACGAAUGGCGAUGGUAGAUCGUUUUUGGCCCUGAUGUGCUUGAUUGGAUAAGUCGAGCUAGGAAUCAGAAUGCGGCCCCUUGGAGAUGAUAAUCAGAUAGAGCUAUUGGUUCUGGUAUGGAUGCAAGAUUUGCUGAUGCAACUAGGAGGGAGUACCAUUGGUCUCAACUGCCAAACCAUGUGUGUAACAAAGUCAGCGAAAUGCCUUAUUUUAGCCUUAGCCUUUUUCUCUUCUUCCUUGUUUUGGCGCUAGGUGCAUUAUUGUGAUAUCUGCAUAAUUCGGCAAUGAUAGAGACGAUAGCUAAACAACUCUGCGAAUCUGGUGGCAUUUCAGAAGCCAGCUCAUUUUUUAGCCUUGUACUUUGAUACAUUUAUGCUUAAGUAUGACCUGUUGGCUGA
Molecule: messenger RNA, 2416 nt
Organism: Phragmites australis (common reed)
Lineage: Eukaryota; Viridiplantae; Streptophyta; Magnoliopsida; Poales; Poaceae
Product: ruBisCO large subunit-binding protein subunit alpha-like
Exons: 8
Coding region: 224-1993 (589 amino acids)
Biological process (GO): protein refolding
Molecular function (GO): ATP-dependent protein folding chaperone; ATP binding
Source: RefSeq, a predicted model, not a curated record